Messenger RNA from Exophiala viscosa, 1584 nucleotides. RefSeq names its product aminocarboxymuconate-semialdehyde decarboxylase. Gene Ontology annotation, biological process: secondary metabolic process. The record is from RefSeq and is a predicted model, not a curated record. Gene Ontology annotation, cellular component: cytoplasm; cytosol. Bases 324 to 1328 code for a protein of 334 amino acids. NCBI's taxonomy places the organism in Eukaryota, Fungi, Ascomycota, Eurotiomycetes, Chaetothyriales, Herpotrichiellaceae. The transcript has a single exon. Gene Ontology annotation, molecular function: hydrolase activity; carboxy-lyase activity.
AUGAUCAGGUGUUUCGGUGCUCUCGUGCUGACGCUAAGCCCUGUUCCCCGUCCGGUUGUCCCACCUCCGCAACUUUAAGACCUCGGUUUUACGGGACACUCGACACCUCUGGGGUAUACGUCGGAACAUCAUCUUAUAUGCAAGACAGAUUUCUCGAUGCAAACCCCGCGUCCUCGUUGUACAUAAAACGGGACGCUACAACAGACGGUGUGCGAUCCACUUCAACUUCAACCUGCCAAAGUUUGAAUAUUUGCUAGGCUUAUUCUUCCAGGUUUGUCUCGUUCUCUGCGCAACUCAAGUCCAAAUUCAACUGUCAUUCAACCAUGGCCCCCUACACCAAGAUUGACUGCCAUUCUCACUUUCUCCCGCCAGGAUAUCGAACAGCAUGCGCAGAAAACGGCCACAAGAAUCCAGAUGGUAUGCCAGCGAUACCAGAAUGGAGCCCCGAGGCACACCUGGAGAUGAUGAAAGCCGUCGACAUCACCAAGUCAAUGCUGAGCAUUAGUUCUCCGGGCACCCAUCUCGUGAAUGGCAACAUCAAACUGGCUCGAGAAGUUACCAAGUAUUGCAACGACUAUGCUGCGGACUUGAAGAGACAAAAGCCUGAGCAGUUCGGUUUCUUUGCGUCCUUGCCUUUGUCCGACGUGGAGGGGUGUUUAGAGGAGAUUCCGCGGGCACUAGAUGAACUCAAUGCCGAUGGUUUCACCGUGAUGACCAACUUCUACGGAUCAUAUCUUGGUGACAAGCAAUUCGAUCCCAUUUUCGACGAGCUCAAUCGGAGAAAGGCGGUUGUUUUCAUGCAUCCCACCACUCCCUGUCUAAAGGAUGGAACAGCAGCAACUCCUCUUCCAGGUUUUCCUCGCCCAGUGUUCGAGUUUCUGUUCGACACCGCGCGCGCCGUCAUGAACUUGUUCUUGUCUGGUACGGUUAGCCGCUGUCCUAACAUCACCUUUCUUGUCCCUCACGUCGCCGGCGCGUUGCCUCCUUUAAUCAACAGAUUCUCGGGCUUUGCAUCGGCAGUGAAGAUGCCUGGAAUCGAUUCGGCGGUGAACCCUCAAUGGGUCAAGGAAAGACUGAACACACAAUUCUACUUCGACUCUGCUGGUUUUGCAUUUCCUGAGCAGAUGAAGGGCAUCCUGGAAUAUGUUACGCCGAAUCGAUUGUUGUAUGGCAGCGACUUCCCAUUCACACAACAGCCGACCGUUGUGUUCUUUUCAGACCAGCACGAGAGGCAUUUGGAGGAAGUGUUUCCUAAUGAAGAGGAUCGCCAGAAGCUCUGCAACAGAAAUGCCCUCAAACUCUUUGGUGGAAACACGAGUCGGAUUUAAACCGGAGGAAAGCGGUAUACCCUGUGGUGCGGAAGAAGAUACCGCUGUGAUAGCAACCCUCCUGCAUGGAACCCUUCAUGGUUACGAGCAUGAGAGACUUUGAUCGUCUGGAGAACGACGUUUAUCUAGUCUGGCUGGCCAAUGCUAUCGAGCCAAGAAUCGUCGUAGGCUUGGAUUCAAGGACAGCUAUUUACCAUAUGAUAAGCAACGCGAGUCGUGUGACCUAUCCCACUGUCGGGCAAGGCUUCCGAAGUCU